Schizophyllum commune H4-8 is the source of this 978-nucleotide messenger RNA. RefSeq lists its product as uncharacterized. Bases 1 to 978 code for a protein of 325 amino acids. The record is from RefSeq and is a predicted model, not a curated record. Lineage: Eukaryota; Fungi; Basidiomycota; Agaricomycetes; Agaricales; Schizophyllaceae. The transcript has 5 exons.
AUGGCAGUCUCAAAGUGUCGCAAGCUGCACCGCGACCUGAGCGCAUGGAACAUCCUUAUCGACCCCGACUCGAAGAGGGGCCUUCUGACGGACUGGGAUCUGUGCGCGCCGAUGCCCAGUGCAGAGGCAUGCGAAGAGGAUCCGAGCAUCAACCCCCUGGCGCAGAUACCGAACAGCUCUGGCCGCCCCGACCGUACGUAUAUGCCCGUACGGGAAGCCACGGCCAUCGCGAUCGUGGACGAGCUCCUCCUGUCAUACACUUUUCGAGGCGGUGUCCCGGUCGGCGGCGAUACCAAGCGGUCGUUCCUAUCGGGCAGCGGAAACUUCAAGCUCGAGCUCUCCCCCGAUACUACACGAGGCUGGCUCAAGUAUCAGACCGCGCUCGAGAGAUACACACCGGACCCGCUCCUUGACGACGUGCCACCGGCUCCGACGGACUUGUGCGAUUACGACAAGCUUGAUGCGACUUGGAGGCGGAUACUUGACCAGGGCGUCUUCAUGGACAACGAUCGCCUCAACGACCCGGACCACACACAAGACCCCUUCCAUGUCUCUGCAGUGUACAGGAGGUCUCUGGAAAUGGAGGCAGACAAGCAGGUCGAGCUCCAGACAUCGGCCCAGUUGAUUCUGGCUGAGUCGCAACGGACGGAGGCGGAGGCGCGACAGGCGGAGAUGCAGCGCGCCAACCCCAAGACGUCUAUCGACAAGACGGGGAAGAUGAAGAGGGGGAAGAGGGGCCCACAAGGAGCAAAACAAGGAGAAGAACGAGGAGGCCUUUGUCUUACGGUCCCCUUCCCGGUCGGCAUCGUCCUUGCGGGUAGAGACGCGGGCAUGUGCGAGAAUGGGCGGGAGGAGGCGGAGGUGGCAGCCGAAGCGAUCGAGGAGGACGCGGGGCGCGCGGCGAAGCGACAGAAGACGAACCCGGAUCGGUCUGGGACGACUUCGCCGGACAAGCUCAAGAAUUCGACGCAGGAGUAG